AUGAUAGUUAUGCAUUUAAUGGCAUUACAUUUAAAUGGAUCAUCUAAUCCAUUAGGUAUAACAGGUAAUAUUGAUAGAUUACCUAUGCAUCCUUAUUUCAUAUUUAAAGAUUUAAUAACAGUAUUUGUAUUCAUUUUAAUAUUUAGUUUAUUUGUAUUCUUCUCUCCUAAUACAUUAGGUCAUUCUGAUAACUAUAUUCCUGGUAACCCUAUGGUUACUCCAGCUUCUAUUGUUCCAGAGUGGUAUGCCUAUAAAGAUGCCACUUAA
Molecule: messenger RNA, 267 nt
Organism: Lizanozyma spartinae
Lineage: Eukaryota; Fungi; Ascomycota; Pichiomycetes; Serinales; Debaryomycetaceae
Exons: 2
Coding region: 1-267 (88 amino acids)
Biological process (GO): mitochondrial electron transport, ubiquinol to cytochrome c
Cellular component (GO): membrane
Molecular function (GO): electron transfer activity
Source: RefSeq, a predicted model, not a curated record